Dendrobium catenatum is the source of this 1439-nucleotide messenger RNA. RefSeq names its product penicillin-binding protein 1A-like. NCBI's taxonomy places the organism in Eukaryota, Viridiplantae, Streptophyta, Magnoliopsida, Asparagales, Orchidaceae. Gene Ontology annotation, molecular function: peptidoglycan glycosyltransferase activity. The transcript is spliced from 5 exons. The coding region runs from base 38 to 949 and encodes 303 amino acids. The record is from RefSeq and is a predicted model, not a curated record. Gene Ontology annotation, biological process: peptidoglycan biosynthetic process.
AGCCCAUGUCCUACCACCGGAUUCCGUCACCGACGUCAUGUCUCUUCUCCUCCCAUACCAAACUUUUACGGUCCCCAGCCGUGUAGAUCGCAUUUCAUUCGCAAAUGCCCUAGUACAUUCCGCACGCUGCCCCUCACAUCGCCGUCGCCGUCGCCGGCGAAGCCUUCUCCUCCUUGCCGGAUACUCUCCGCCGCAGCUUCGGCCUCCAGCAAUGUGCUUGCAGAAACCCUUCGACAUUUCCUUCAAACUACCUAACCCCUUGCCUCUCCUCACUGUAUCCUCGGGCUGGUUCCUCUGGGUCUGCGGAUUCCUCGGGAUCCUCCCGUCAGACUUCUCCGAUCGCUGGAACUACCUUGUGGAGCUCUCGAGGGGAUCGGAGAAGAAGGUGAAAACCCUACCUUACCAUCUAAUCCAGGCUGUUCUGGCCUCAGAGGACCGCCGCUUCUUCUACCAUUUCGGCUUCGAUCCCUACGGCAUCGGACGCGCCGUCGUUUUCUACCCUAAUGGCGGCGGUGGGAGCACCAUUACUCAGCAGCUGGCAAAGAAUAUGUUUUUGACAAGCGAACGGAAGAUUUCUAGAAAAUUUGUGGAGGGGAUUCUGUCGCUAAUUUUGGAAAGGAGAUUUUCGAAGUGGGAAAUCUUAUAUUCAUAUUUAAAUAAGAUGUAUUGGGGGCAUGGCAACUAUGGCAUUGAAGCAGCAUCUCUAUUUUACUUUGGAAAGCAUCCCCCUUUGCUUAAUGUGGGGGAAUCUGCAUUGCUUGCUGGGAUAUUACCUGGUCCAGAAUCGCUAAACCCAAUUACAAAUCCAAAGAAGGGGAAAGAUUCGCAAGCUCGAGCAUUAAGGAGAAUGGUGGCUGCAGGGUUUUUGGAUUUGGAGAUGGCACUUUACAUUGUGAGACAACCUCUUCGCUUAUUUAAUAAUCGUGAUGUAGAAGAAGUUCAGAAAUAAACGCGCUUUGAAGCAAAGUGGAGAAACUUUUACUCAUUAUAAUUAAAUGUAGGACCACCAGAAGUGAUGGUAAGCGACGUUGGUUAUGCUUCAAAGUUCAGAAUUCAAGUUCAUUGUGAUGAUAAGAUCUCAAUAUGCAAUUUCAGUCGAUGCAAAGGACUAUAUGGUCAUGGCACCAACGACUAUACCCACUAUGUUUCUUAGGCUUUGUUUGAGACGGCUUUCUUACUGCAGCUUUCUAGUACGAAAAUUUUAAUUUUAUACUAAAAGUUGCUUUAAAAAACAAUAAAAAACCCGUAAUAAACAAAACCUUGAUGAUUUUCGGUGAUAAAUCUACUGGAAUAUUACAUUUUAUCCGUCUGCGGUGACUAACAUUGUAUCCGAGGUUCAUGAUGUUACACCUGUAUUUUUUGUAAGACAAUUUACAAUGUACAUUGUAAAAGCACUUGAAAUAUUAUGAAUGAACAAGUUGAACCAUCUGGUUGAUGCA